AUGGCACCAAUGGGAAAGCGGCGGCGUGACAGCAGCGAUAAUGACGAGGAGGAGGAGAUUGUGAUCGAGAGCGCCAGCUCGUCGUUCCGCCAGAACAAUCCACACAAACGAACGAGAGUCGCACUCGCACGAGCUUCCACCGUUGGAUCGGUGGUGUCUGAAGACUUCGAGGAGCCAGAUCAUGAACACUUCGACGACCUACUGGAGGACCCGGAGGAAGACGGCCGCGUAGACGCGAACACGGAUCAUUCUCUCUUCAACCAGUACAGCGAUCUCGAGCAGCCGGAGGACGAUGUCGAUGAGUUCGCAGCGACGCAGAUCGUAAAGCGGCAGUACAAUGAACACAAGGAGAACAGGGCGGAAGAGAGCGGUAUCAUACACGAAAUCUCCUGUCGCAACUUCAUGUGCCACACCAAGCUCACUAUCACUCUGGGCCCGUUGAUCAACUUCAUCAUCGGCCACAAUGGCAGCGGAAAAAGUGCUAUCCUCACCGCGCUGACCAUGUGCCUUGGUGGAAAGACAAAGGCCACAAAUCGAGGCACAAGUCUCAAGGGCUUGAUCAAAGAGGGCACAGAGUUGGCAACCCUGUGUGUUACAAUCAGGAACGAGGGUGAGAAUGCGUACAAAAAGGAGUUGUAUGGGAAGUUUGUCAAAGUGGAACGUCAUUUCUCAAGAUCUGGGACCAGUGGCUUCAAGAUCAAGAACGAACACGACAAGAUAAUCACUACCAAAAAGGCUGAUCUGGAUGAUAUACUCGACUACUUCUGCCUGCAGCUAGACAAUCCAAUCGCUGUACUCAGCCAGGACAACGCUCGAGCCUUUCUCUCCAACAGCACUGCAGCCGACAAGUACAAAUUCUUCCUCAAAGGAUCUGGCCUGGAGACCCUCAAUGCCGACUAUGCGCUCUUCGAGGAGCAGCUCGACAAAAUGGCAACCCAGCUCAAUACGCGUACGGGUGACAUUGACAAUCUGAAGAGAGUUGCAGAUCAGGCAGAAGAGCGCAAAAAGCGAGGCCAACAGGUCCAAACGCUGAUCUCGAAGCGCCGCAAGAACGAGCGAGAGAUGGCGUGGUGCCAGAUUGAAAUGGCGGAGCAAGAACUCGCCACUCGUGAGGAAAGAGUGGCUGAGGGCGUGGAAGCCGUGACAAAAGCCGAAGACGAUGCCCAGAUUGCCACGAGCGCUUUUGAGAACCACGAGGCAGCACGCGAUGCUGCGUUAAGAGCCAAAGAGGAGAUUCAAAAUCGACUCGGUCCAGUAACAGACAAGCUUGACCUCGAGAGGGAAAAGUUCGAGAAGAACAAGAAGGAGUUGAUCGAGAUGAAGACAGAACAACGCCAGAUCAAAGAGUCGUUGAAGAAGGCUAAAGAGGACAAAGUGCGCCUAGCUAAGGAUAUCGAUGAAGAGAAUGCGCGAAUGGCAGCGGCGGAUGGCGAUGCACACACCCGCAGAGUGCAGGAACUCGAGGAGCUCAAAGCGGCCUUUGAGGCCGCGAAAGCCAAGCUGGAAGAACACAAUUCGACCUACGAGGAAACCAGAGCCGCUGUCGCUGCUGCCGAGCAGAAGUUGAAAGCCACGUUCAAGGACAAGCAGAACGCGGAUCAGGAGGUUAGCAAAGUGCAAAAGCGGCUCGACGACAUGAAUCGUGAUGAGGACAAUGUCUACGGCUCGUAUCCUCGCGGAUUUGACCAACUCGUUCGCGAGAUCAAUCGCGAGACACGUUGGAGGCAGAAACCCGUGGGUCCCAUGGGCAUUCAUGUUCGAAACACGAAGCCAGAAUGGAGCUCCGUGAUUGAGCGCACCUUUGGUGGUGUUCUCAACGCUUUCUGUGUCACUUGCAAGGACGAUCAGAACUUUUUGAACAACAUUGCGAAACGGCUGAAUUUGUACGGUGUAGUAUCAUACAUCGGAGAUCCAGCCCGGCUCGAUACCUCUGGCAAGGAGCCGGCAGAAGACGUAGACACCAUUAUGCGUGUUCUACGGAUUGACAAUGACCAAGUGCGGAACACCCUCAUCAUCAAUCAGAGCAUUGAUCAAACAGUCCUCAUCAAGAAUAGCGGACAAGCUCAACAGUGGAUUAACGGCGGCCAUCCACGAUAUACCAAGGCUGUCAUCGCCAUGGCUUCGCAACGCAAUGCCGGGACGCGAUACGACUGGUCGCGGUCGGGUGCGCCCAAAUCGAGCGCAAUCAAGGCUUGGGAAGGUAGUUUCCGAAUGAAGACCGAUCGUGAAGAACAGCUACGACUUGCUCGGGAAGCUCUCGACGAAGCAAAGCGUGCGGCAGAAACCGCCAACCAGAGACAUCGUUCCGCGCAGCAAGAACUGAAAGUUGCACAGCAAGCCGCCACAAAGCAUAAAAGAGACGCAACGUCAUUGCGAGUGGAGAUGCAGCAAUCUGAUACUGCAGUCGACGACAAAACAGCAGAAAUCGACCUCAAUCGACCUCAAGACGGCAAGCUCCAGCAGCUCCAGCGAGAGCUGGAGGAGACGAAUCAGGAGCACGACGCGAUUCACGGUACAUACACAGACUCUGUCGAGCAGGUAGACAAGCUUGACGGCAACGCUCGGGAGCUCAAAGGCAACUUGGACGCUGCUCAAGCCGAAGUUGAACACAUCAACACUCUCAUCGAACAAGCAGAUGCCAAGUUGAAGCGUCGGGAGGUUCAACGAGAGCAGUCAUUGCUCCGAAAGAAUGAACUACUCGACGAUGUCGACCACAUCAGGGGACGUCUUGCAGUGUUGGAGCAAAAGCGCGACGACCAAAAAGUCAUACUCGAGGACUGGACCGGGGCAGCAUUGACGAUCUCUGAACGCGUUGAAACAGAGCCUGGCAUAACAGCCGAUAUGUAUGACGCUCGCAUUAACAAGCUGAACCAUGAAAUUGCGACCAUGACAGCUCGUGCUGGUGGCACUGAAGAAGAACUUACUCGAGACUGGGAGAAAAAAUACCUCGAGUACUCGAACGCCAAGACCCAGAUGGACGAGCUGAACGGCGUCCGCAAGGCACUCAAAGAGACUCUCAAAGAGCGCCACCGCCGUUGGGGUCUGUUCCGCAAGUACAUCUCCCUGCGCGCCCGACUCAACUUCCAAUACCUCCUCUCCGAGCGCAACUUCCGCGGACGCAUGCUCCUCAACCACUCCGACAAACAACUCGACAUCUCCGUCGAGCCCGACAGCACCCGUGCCAGCGAUUCCGGACGCCAAGCCAAGACUUUGUCUGGUGGCGAGAAGUCAUUCUCGACUAUAUGUCUCCUGUUAUCGAUAUGGGAAGCCAUGGGUUCACCGAUCCGCUGCUUGGACGAGUUCGAUGUCUUCAUGGACAGCGUCAACCGCGCACAAUCUAUGGAGCUGAUGAUCGGGGCAGCAAGACGGGCAGUAGGGAGGCAAUUCAUUCUCAUUACGCCGCAGAGCAUGAAUAACGUGAAGUAUGGGACUGAUGUGAAGGUCAUCAAGAUGGGUGAUCCGGAAAGGGGACAGCGAGUAUUGGCUGUCAACGGCCAGGAGCUUUGA
Fulvia fulva is the source of this 3507-nucleotide messenger RNA. RefSeq names its product Structural maintenance of chromosomes protein 6. Gene Ontology annotation, cellular component: Smc5-Smc6 complex; site of double-strand break; nucleus. The record is from RefSeq and is a predicted model, not a curated record. The coding region runs from base 1 to 3507 and encodes 1168 amino acids. Gene Ontology annotation, biological process: double-strand break repair via homologous recombination. Lineage: Eukaryota; Fungi; Ascomycota; Dothideomycetes; Mycosphaerellales; Mycosphaerellaceae. The transcript has 2 exons. Gene Ontology annotation, molecular function: damaged DNA binding; ATP hydrolysis activity; single-stranded DNA binding.